ACACUUUGCAAGUUACCGAAAACGAAAAACCAUUCCUGGCCGGAGUGCAUCGUGAACCCAAUAAAAUAAAUUCUCCACGAAAUUUUGCAAUCAAUUCAAUAAAUAAACUAUUUAUCAAAACACAAUGGCAGCACGACUAAUCCAGAAAAUUUUAAAAUCCUUAGGACUAAGCCACAUGGGAGGGGGGGACGUGGCCCCCGUGGCCACAAAGGUGAUCACUGCCCCAACAACCGGAAGAGCAUACUCCUCUGGUGCAAAGAAGGUCACUCUUAUUCCUGGUGACGGAAUUGGUCCGGAAAUUUCAGCUGCAGUUCAAAAGAUUUUCGCUGCCGCGAAUGUACCUAUUGAAUGGGAAUCUGUUGAUGUUACUCCAGUCAGAGGACCUGAUGGAAUGUUUGGUAUUCCUCAAGCUGCCAUCGAUUCUGUAAACAAAAAUAAAAUUGGUCUCAAGGGACCAUUGAUGACACCCAUUGGCAAAGGACAUCGUUCGUUGAAUCUUGCUCUGCGAAAGGAAUUUAAUUUGUACGCAAAUGUGCGUCCUUGUCGCAGUUUGGAAGGCUACAAGACCUUAUAUGAUGAUGUGGAUGUUGUAACUAUUCGUGAGAACACCGAGGGUGAAUACUCUGGUAUUGAGCACGAAAUCAUCGAUGGUGUUGUACAAAGUAUUAAGCUUAUCACAGAAGAAGCUUCCAGUCGUGUUGCUGAAUUCGCUUUCCAAUAUGCAAGGGACAACGGCAGGAAGAAGGUUACCGUUGUGCACAAGGCCAAUAUCAUGCGCAUGUCUGAUGGUCUUUUCUUGCGAUGCGUUCGUGACAUGGCUGAAAAGUAUCCCGAAGUUAAGUUCGAAGAACGUUACCUCGAUACUGUGUGCCUUAACAUGGUUCAAGAUCCAAAGAAAUACGAUGUCCUGGUAAUGCCAAAUUUGUAUGGUGACAUCUUGUCUGAUAUGUGCGCUGGCUUAGUUGGUGGACUUGGUUUGACACCAUCAGGAAAUAUUGGAUUGAAUGGUGCCCUCUUUGAAUCGGUUCACGGAACUGCCCCAGACAUUGCUGGCAAGGACUUGGCCAAUCCCACCGCCCUUUUAUUGUCUGCAGUUAUGAUGCUGAGACAUAUGGAACUUAUGGAACCCGCAGCCAAAAUUGAACGUGCCUGCUUUGAUGUUAUCAAAGAAGGAAAAUACUUGACAGGAGAUCUAGGUGGCAAAUCCAAAUGCUCAGAAUUUACCAACGAAAUUUGCGCCAAAAUCUAAACAUCCUAGUACAAAAUUUGUCAGAAAGCUAGUUUCAAUAAUUGUUCUUCGAAUAAGAAAAUAACAAACAGAACCUCCUACUUAAUUAUUGUUGAAAUUCCACGACCUUGAUGGAAUUGGAAUAUUCUAGUUGUCAAUCAUUAUGAUUUUGUUUAAGCUUUUAUUUAAAUUAUUGUAUUAUUUUAUUUAUGAUGCUAUUUGAUUGAUAAUUGAAGUUUUUUUUAUGAUUUCAAUUCAAUUCAAUGAUUUCUUUUAAGAUAUAAAGUAAAACUUUUAUUGAUUUCGUUAUCAAAGAGAUAAUAUGGUGCUGCGACCAAUUCAACAUAUUAACUGUUUAUAUUUUCUCAAUUCUAUAUUUUUUUUUGUUUACCAUUCAAACCAAAAACAUACACAAUGUUAUCGAACAUUAUUCUCAAUACGUUUUGUCGGAGUAACUGUAAGUCACAAUUAAAACAGAUUUGUAAUUUACAUACUGUUGGAGUUUUUUUUUUAAAUUCAUGUCACAGUUAUGUAAGUCAAUUAUUAAGCGAUGCCAUUAAAUGAAAUACAAAUAAGCUAAAAACAUA
This is a messenger RNA of Eupeodes corollae, 1815 nucleotides long. It is a transcript of the gene Idh3a, whose product is annotated as probable isocitrate dehydrogenase [NAD] subunit alpha, mitochondrial. The transcript has 7 exons. Gene Ontology annotation, molecular function: NAD binding; magnesium ion binding; isocitrate dehydrogenase (NAD+) activity. The record is from RefSeq and is a predicted model, not a curated record. Gene Ontology annotation, cellular component: mitochondrion. Gene Ontology annotation, biological process: tricarboxylic acid cycle; isocitrate metabolic process. The coding region runs from base 125 to 1249 and encodes 374 amino acids. NCBI's taxonomy places the organism in Eukaryota, Metazoa, Arthropoda, Insecta, Diptera, Syrphidae.